UGCCUUCUUCCGUGAUUCGCACACCGUUAUUGGAAUCUUCAAGGCCAUAGAAUUAGAGAAUCUACUGUUUGCACUGUUCAGUGAAAGCCGAUAGUUAGCAUGCUGUCCCGUAUCUUUUUUUUCGAAUUCUCCGUCAGUGUCGUCUUUCAUAUUCGGUAUCCAAUUCGCAGUUUUAACUCUAUUUAAACCCGCUUACAAAUAAAAUGCAUAAACGCUGCGAUCGUGGCAUCGAAUUAAGGAAAAACGCAAUGAAAAAGAUUCGGUAAUUUUAAUUGGUCGUGCCGAUUAAAGGAAGGGGGAUACACCCAAGUAAAGAUAGCUCUUAAUAAAUCGAAGAGGAGGAAGGAGAUUUACUAAAUUCCGGUUUUAAAACUAGAAACAGACGUUAAUGUUAUGGAAGGGAUAAAAUCUGCGCUUCCCAUAUAUAAAAGCGAUUCGCACGGUUUCAAGCAUCGGAAUAUUUUCUUUCUCACAAGUCUGUCAAUCUUGACGAGAUGAAGUCGUUUUAUCUUUUUAUACUGGUGGUAUUGCUCGUUGAUCCGAUUCGUACGUUAUCGAUCGCGCACGGAGAAAAUCGUCUCUCUAUUAUACGCGACGAUCAGAUUGUGGAAGGAAAAGCGAUUCGCGUGAAAAGAGCUCCUGUGUAUCACUUGCCUUUGUUCGCCGGAGCAGCUUUAGUUGGUAAAAAAGCACUUUUAUUGGGCGGUGCCGCCGUUGGAGCAAAGGCUCUUCUUGGUGCUGGAGCUGUUGGUGCUGGAGCUCUUGGUGCUGGAGCUCUUGGUGCUGGAGCUCUUGGUGCUGGUUUGUACAAAGCUAAAUAUUACAGCGGCGGUUAUGGAGGUGGAUACUCGAGCUAUCACUAUGCGUCAUACCCUUACGGACCAAGUUGGAAAUAACCUCUAAUAUUCAUCGGUACAAGGAUAACAAUUUUGGAAAAUAAUUUUAUCAUUGUUCACGCAAUUACUUUGGCACACGAUAAAAAAUCGAUUUAUAGAAGAUAUUGGUGUAUCAAAAUUUAUCUUUUAUGUUUUAAAAUAGAAAAUAAUAUCUUUUAAUA
This is a messenger RNA of Bombus pascuorum, 1057 nucleotides long. RefSeq names its product ctenidin-1-like. Bases 495 to 896 code for a protein of 133 amino acids. The transcript has 3 exons. Lineage: Eukaryota; Metazoa; Arthropoda; Insecta; Hymenoptera; Apidae. The record is from RefSeq and is a predicted model, not a curated record.